Labrus bergylta (ballan wrasse) is the source of this 2048-nucleotide messenger RNA. The record is from RefSeq and is a predicted model, not a curated record. Lineage: Eukaryota; Metazoa; Chordata; Actinopteri; Labriformes; Labridae.
CCUCUGAUAGAAACCACGUGUUCCUCGUCUGAUCUCUCAGCUCGUCCUUGUUUGUCCUCUGCAGCGUCACAGCGUCACUUCUCCUCGGGUUCACCAGAGGAAACAUCGCAGCUCCAAAAUGCUUCUCCUCCCAGCCGCCGCCCUGUGCUGCCUGUGUUCAGCGCUGGUUUCCAUGGCAGCCGAGCUGAUUCAGGAUGAUUUAUCAUUGACCAGGAGAGUCGGUGAAGAAGUCUCCUUCAGCUGUGGAGGCACUCACCAGUGUUCCAGUAACUACGUAUUCUGGUACCACAAGAAAAACACAGAAACAUUCAGAGUGAUUCUUGAUAUUGACAAGAGUAAUGGAGCUUUAGAUAAACGCUACAAUCAUCCACAGAAAGAUGAUUUCUCAGCUGUGAAAAAGAACGGCUGGGAGCUGCAGAUCAAGAGAGUUAAAGACUUUCAUUCAGCCACAUAUUACUGCUCCUGUUGGAAGUCUGGUUACCUCAUCUUCGGCUCUGGGACUAAACUGUUUGUCACAGAUGAGCAGGUGGUGAAACCCGUUGUGAGCUUGUACCCGGCAGCAUCGAGAGCCCAGCUGGAGGAGAAGAGCUCUCUACUGUGUGUGGCCUCAGCCAUGUUUCCUCCUCUGGUCCAGAUCUCCUGGAAAAAACAGAAAGGGAGUGAUCCUCUGGAGGAUGUGAACCCUGCUGAUGUGAAGCAGCAGGAGCUGAGGGAGUCGGGGUGCAGCGCCUCCAUCUUGACGAUCCCUCAGAGAAAGUACAACCCUUAUAAAUACCUCUGCUCAGUGCAGCAUGAGGGGGGCACAGUGACUGUUCAAACAGAAAUAGUGUCCUUUCAGUCUCAGUGCAAGGUGAAGCUGCUGACGCUGCUGUACACGGUGCUGAUACUGAAGAGUCUGGUAUACUGCUGUGGACUCUCUCUGCUGAGGAUCUUCAGAAACGACAAACCGUCCAUCCACUGAACAUGUGCUGACUGAUCGUCUUCUGAUGUUGCGUGCCGUAGUGUUUUGUAGUUUUUAUGAAAGAAGCUUGUUUGUGAAAAAGUAAAGCUCUAUGCUGAUGACACUGUGUUUUUUGUACAUAAAUGAACGUACUGCAGGGUGGGAUACCUUUAUCAAUUUAUUCCAUUUACAGCUUUUAUCAGCAGUCCAAAAUGUUGUCUAAGAAGUCUAAUACCUCAAUCUUAUGGUUUAUCUUCUUACUCCUGUAGUUCAAACAUAUAUAACAAAAUAAAAAUGAUAGAAGCUUAUUUUUUAAAAGUACAUCACCGGGCUUGGGGGCAUGUACAAUCAGCAACUGAAUCAGAAUAACUUUUAUUGCCAAGUAAGGCCUGGCUAAUGUGAGAGGCCACACAUGACGACAAGUAAUGACAGAUUUACCAGUUCAGUUCUUUUAGUGUGUGUGGAGAGCAACGAGAUGACCGACUCAGCUAACACACUCACAGAUUAAUUCAACAACAGUCUCCACUAUCAGAACUCGUGGUCUUGCACAGUAAGUUUGGCUAUUCUGUUCAAAGUGACAAUUCACAGAGUCCAUGCUCGGCCGUCCUCGGUGUUCUCCCCACACAACAGGAUGUCUGACAAUUUAAAGUUGGGGCACCGAGGUUAAAAUUACACACUUUACACCACAGGAACAUCUGGUGAGAUAAUCUUUGGAACUGUCAGAUAAUCAGGCUUUUGCUGAAUUUGGUCAGACGUGGAGCAUCGGCACCGAAAUCAGCUCGAUUAUCUUGUUGUGUGUACCCCACUUAAUGUUACAUAUAUAACACAAACAUCUAUCAGAUUGUAUCGUAUAUAGAAGGAACUUGUCUUGGUGUUAUUGGUGCAUUAUUGUUUAUAAAACUCACAUGAACAGCAGUACUGCUACUGUCAAGAAGUGUAGAAAUACUGUUACAUACCAGCAUAAAUAUAAAGCUAAAUCAAAUAAAAGAGUAAAAGAUGUGUCUUUGGUGUAUGAAAGGAGCUGGAAGUGUUUUGUUUUUCUUUUUAAAUAAAAGUCUGUGCUUUUAAGGAUUUCAUUUAGCUUCACAAUAAAUAUGUAAAAACACAA